Ictalurus furcatus (blue catfish) is the source of this 1761-nucleotide messenger RNA. It is a transcript of the gene kremen1, whose product is annotated as kringle containing transmembrane protein 1. The transcript has 10 exons. Gene Ontology annotation, cellular component: plasma membrane. The coding region runs from base 337 to 1761 and encodes 474 amino acids. The record is from RefSeq and is a predicted model, not a curated record. NCBI's taxonomy places the organism in Eukaryota, Metazoa, Chordata, Actinopteri, Siluriformes, Ictaluridae. Gene Ontology annotation, biological process: multicellular organism development.
GUGUGUGUGUGUGUGUGUGUGUGUAUGAACAGCAGCACGAGCAGCAGCACAAGCAGCAGCAGAAGCGCGCGCCUCUCUCUCUCUCUCUCUCUCUCCCUCUCUCUCUCUCUCCCUCUCUCUGUCACACUCACUCACUCACUCACUCACUCUGUCCGGGGCUCUGGAGCGCACUGCGUUGUGCGCGCGCCGCCGUUUCGCCACACGGGAAGGUUUGCGGUUCCGCGCGCUGCAGCACGAGCAGAAGACUUUUUUUGUUUGUUUGUUUGUUUGUUUUGGUUUUAGUUUGUUUUGCAGGACAUUGGCACGCGCGCUCCGCCGUUCGUUCUUCAUCUCCUCAUGGAUUCCAUGCUGCUCGUCUUCUUCUCGUCCUUCUUCUCCUCCACGGCGUCCGCGAUCGGCCACUUCACCACGGAAUGCUACACGGUGAACGGCGAGGACUACCGAGGUCGGCAGAACCAGACGAGUUUACACGGAGGGAAGCCGUGUCUUUUUUGGAACGAAACCUUCCAGCAUCCGUACAACACGCUGAAAUAUCCGAACGGAGAAGGAGGACUGGGAGCUCACAACUUCUGCAGGAACCCAGAUGGAGAUGUUCAGCCGUGGUGCUACAUUGCAGACCAAGAAGACGGGACGUACUGGAAGUUCUGUGAGAUUCCAAGCUGUCAGAUGCCUGGGAUUCUCGGAUGUUUUAAGGAUAACGGUGAUCCUCCUCCUCUCUCUAAGAGCUACCAGACGUCUCAGAAGCUCACCGUGCAGAGCUGCAUCAGCCUGUGCCGCAAUCAGAGAUACAAGCUUGCCGGAAUGGAGGCGGGGUACGCUUGUUUCUGCGGCAACGAACUUGACUACCAUCUCCAUGGCAACGCCCCCAGUUUGGAGUGUAGUCACGGGUGCUUCGGGGACCAGCAGCAGCCGUGCGGAGGAGACGGACACGUCAUCGUCUUCGACACCAAAGUGGGAGCAUGUGGUGGAAACUACACGGCUGAAUCAGCUGUAAUCUACUCGCCGGACUUUCCAGAUAAAUACGCACCCGGCCGUGUCUGCUACUGGACCAUCCAGGUCCCGGGUGCGUCGGUCAUCCUGUUUAACUUCACUUUCUUCAACAUCAUGGACCAGGCGGAUAUGGUCGAGCUGCUGGAGGGUUACACCAGUCAGGUGGUGGCGAGGUUUGAUGGGCGUAACCCACCGCGGGAAAUCGUUAACAUCAGCGCAGACUUUGUUAUCCUGUAUUUCUACUCAGACAGGACGAACGAGGCCCAGGGGUUCUCCAUGAUCUAUCAAGCUUACAGAGGAUCGAGCAGCAGAUCUGCCGAACAUGGCUUUAUCAGUGAUGACGACGAUAGCGAAGAGGCCACCAGUACGGUAGACCCGCGUUCCGGCAGCGUCACCGAGAGAUCAAACACCAGCAAGAACAACAAAUCGUCUCAGAUCCUCUAUCUGAUCACGUCCAGUCCCAAAAAGUCCGAUAAGGAAAUGCCAGGUCAGUGGCUCGGCCGGGACCGGACCGCUGCUCAUAACACCAUGUGGACCAUCUAUACGCUGGCUGCCUUGCUAACGCUAACCGUGAUAGCCAUGGUGGCAAAGCUAGUUCUUCACGUUACAGUAAAAUCUCCCACCAUUCCCUCGGUGAGCAGUUCAGACUCGUGCUCUCAGAGCACCACCUCAGAGCCGUGGAUUAUCUUCUACAGACCCUCCACCAUCUCGCUCUUUAAAAAGAAGCUCAAAAACCAUCACGGUGACCUCAGCCCUCUAGUGGGCAACUAA